AUGAAAUUAUCCGCCUUAUACGCUAUUGGCUUGUUCUUGGUCUCCUCUGCUUCUGCCAGCUGUGAAUUGUCCAGUGAUGGUAACUACUACUGUUCCUCCACCAACAAAAUCACAUAUACCGGGAUUGGAUACUCUGGUAGCUACGACAAGGUCACUGCCAUGGACGCUUCGUCUGGUUCUUGUUCCUCCGAAUCCUACAGCUUUUCGGGUAAUUUGAGUCCUUUGGACGAGGAUUUAUCCAUCCACUUCAGAGGUCCUAUCAAAUUGAAGCAGUUUGCAGUUUACUAUCCAGCUUCUUCUUCAAACAAAAAGAGAGGUGACGACUGUCAAACCACCUUGGUGCACAAACAUCACUUGCAUAAGAGAGCCACCCAGGUGGUCGAGGUCACCCAAACCGUGUACGUGGAUGCCAACGGAGUUACUCAGACCACCCAGGCCACUUCUACCCAAACCAGUGCGGCUGCGAACGUAGUAGAAGAAGACGAUGAUACCACCUCCACCACCUCCACCGCUGCUGCCUCCAGCGCGGCUGCUGCCGGUUUUAGCACCGCUGUAGCCUCCAGUGCCGCUGCUGUCUCUAGUGCCGCUGCCUCCAGUGCCGCUGUCAGUGCUUCUUCUGGGGACUGGGAAAGAUCUGCCUACUACUCCUCAGGCUCUGCCGAUGGAUUGGUAUUCUUCAACCACUACGGUGGAUCCGGAUCGGGAGUGUGGGACUCUGCUUUUGGUAACUCCAUCUCUUACGCCAACAGUGAUGCUUCUGGUGGCUCUUCGUCUCCUCAGGUGUUGGACUACACAUUGGUAGGCUCUAACACCGAGUUCAUCAUCAUGUCCGAUACCAAAUGUUCGGGCGAUGAUUGUGGAUUCUACAGAGAUGGAAUCCCUGCCUACAAAGGAUUCAGUGGUUCCAAAAAGGUGUUUGUGUUUGAAUUCCAGAUGCCUCAGGCCACUGGUGCUGAAACUGUCGACAACUACGACAUGCCAGCCAUUUGGGCCUUGAACGCCAAGAUCCCUAGAACCUUACAGUACGGUAAAUCUUCUUGUUCGUGCUGGCCGGGAUGUGGAGAAUUGGAUUUGUUUGAAAUCUUGUCGCAAGGCUCCAGUAAGUUGAUUUCUCACUUGCACUCGGACCAAGGUUCUGGUGGUGGUGGUUCUCAAGACUACUUUGAAAGACCUUACGACUCCACCUUGAAGGCUGCCGUUGUAUUUGAUGGUACUGAUGUCACCAUUGUCGAGGUUGACGAUGACUUUGACGAGGUGUUGUCUCUGUCGACGGUGCAGGGAUGGAUCGACGAAAGUGGAUCCACUGCUUCCAUCUAG
Molecule: messenger RNA, 1317 nt
Organism: Yamadazyma tenuis ATCC 10573
Lineage: Eukaryota; Fungi; Ascomycota; Pichiomycetes; Serinales; Debaryomycetaceae
Gene: TOS1
Product: Tos1p
Cellular component (GO): fungal-type cell wall
Source: RefSeq, a predicted model, not a curated record